ACUGCCGCGCCAUGUACCUCCGCAGGGCGGUCUCCAAGACCCUGGCGCUGCCUCUGAGGGCGCCCCCCAGCCCCGCGCCGCUCGGGAAGGACGCAUCUCUUCGCCGGGUGUCAUCUAUCAAAUUCCCCGGAGCAUCUGGAUCAAAUAUGAUUUAUUACCUGGUUGUUGGUGUCACGGUCAGUGCUGGUGGAUAUUAUACUUACAAGUCAGUCACAUCAGAGCCAGCCAAACACACGGAACACAUAACAAACUUGGAAGAAAAAACGAAAGUGGAGUUACACCCACUUCAAGGUGAAAAAGAGAAUGUUGUGGAAGCUGAGGAAGAAAGUCCAGAAGCCCCUGAGGUAUCCGUCGUGGAAGCUGGGGUAGGAGGGGCGGAAGAACUGCCGGGCGCUACAACUGCUGUCCCAGGAGAGGCCACAGUCUGCCCAGAUGAUACGGAGCCUGCUCCGGUGGAAACAACCGCAGUCGAGGCUAAAGCUGGACCAGAGGUUACAGACACCGCAGCGGGUGACACCAUGACAGGUGACACCGCGACAGGUGAAACUGCAGAAGCCAGCUCUGAAACCACCCCAGAGGUUCCAAAUGCAGCCGCAGAUGAAGCUGUUGCCAUUGAUAAAGGCACAACAGAGCAGGAGAGCUCUGAUGAAUAUGCCAAACUAGAAGGAGAGAAUCCUCCAGCUGAGCCAGAUCUCUCUGCUGGGGCUGAUGUACAGGGGGAAGCCAGUGUGGGUGCUGAGGCUGCCUCCCCCCAGGGCUAGUCUCCUGCUGAGAUACUUCACAAAGAUGCUAUAGAGUGUCUGAUAGCUGCUCUUAUACUUUUAAUAAUCUUAGUUGUAAAAAGACUUCUUUUCAAGGAAACUUUAACAUGCCUUGAAGAUUGUUGGUAGGUAUUGAUAGAUUUUAGGACUGAGAGAUUUGAGGUUUUCUGUGUUUUCAAAGUUUUCUACUCUCUGAGAUCAGAGUGUGACUUUGCAGUGAAGAGCACAAAUAAUCUCAUCUUUGAAUUUAAGUUGUCUAUCGUAGGAACUGAGCUAUCUGUCCAGCCUAUACUCACUAUAAUUUUUGCUAUACUUUUACCUUAUUGUACUGUUUGCAGAUCUUGAGUUUGAUCUGAACUCAUUUAAAUAAAAUUAGAAAAUCUUUA
Messenger RNA from Lepus europaeus (European hare), 1147 nucleotides. RefSeq names its product mitochondria localized glutamic acid rich protein (gene MGARP). The transcript is spliced from 4 exons. Gene Ontology annotation, cellular component: mitochondrion; mitochondrial outer membrane. The record is from RefSeq and is a predicted model, not a curated record. NCBI's taxonomy places the organism in Eukaryota, Metazoa, Chordata, Mammalia, Lagomorpha, Leporidae. Gene Ontology annotation, biological process: anterograde axonal transport. Bases 12 to 761 code for a protein of 249 amino acids.